CCCGGGCAGAGUUCGGGAGUGCGCCGGGGGCUGUCCCGCUCUUCCGCUCCGGGGCUCCAGUCAGCUGGCGGCGCGGGGCCGGUUAUCAUGUCGCUGAGGCAGCGCCUGGCGGGGCUGGCAAGCCGUCUGCAGGAGCCGCAGAAAGUGGCCCGUUUCCAGCAGCUGUGCGGGGUGGAAGCGCUGCCCAGCGAUGCCACUGCCGACCCGAAGCACGGUGACCGAGAGGCGGAGGCACAGCUGGCCGGAGACGCCCGGCGGCGAGGGCGGCCGCUGGGGGCGUGCGGAGGCCCCCAGCCGCCCGGGGGCGACCUCAAUCAGUGUCAGGCCAAGUGCGGCGGCGGCGGCGCCCCCAACGGCGUGCGGAACGGGCUGGCCGCGGAGCUGGGCCCGGCUCUGGCGAGACGCGGGGCGGCUCUGCGUCGCAACUCGCUGACAGGCGAGGAGGGCCGGCUGGCCCGAGUGAGCAACUGGCCCCUGUACUACCUUUUCACCUUCGGCACGGAGCUGGGCAACGAGCUCUUUUACAUCACUUUCUUCCCCUUCUGGUUCUGGAACCUGGACCCCCUGGUGGGCCGGAGACUCGUGCUCAUCUGGGUGCUGGUCAUGUACCUGGGCCAAUGCACCAAGGACAUCAUCCGUUGGCCGCGGCCUGCCUCGCCGCCCGUGGUCAAGUUGGAGAUCUUCUACAACUCCGAGUACAGCAUGCCCUCCACCCAUGCCAUGGCCGGCACCGCCAUCCCCGUGUCCAUGUUCCUUCUCACGUACGGCCGCUGGCAGUAUCCUCUUACCUAUGGACUGAUUCUUAUUCCGUGCUGGUGUUCUUUAGUUUCCCUAAGUAGGAUUUACAUGGGAAUGCACUCCAUUCUGGAUAUUAUCGCCGGAUUCCUGUAUUCCAUUUCAAUCUUAAUGAUCUUCUAUCCAUUUGUGGACUUGAUUGACAACUUCAACCAAACGCACAAAUAUGCUCCAUUUGUCAUCAUUGGCCUUCACUUAGUCUUGGGGAUUUUUUCUUUUACCCUUGAUACCUGGAGUACAUCCCGAGGAGACACGGCUGAGAUUCUAGGAAGUGGUGCUGGCAUUGCGUGUGGAUCUCAUGUUGCUUAUAACAUGGGUCUAGUAUUAGAGCCCUCUUUGGAUACAUUACCUUUAAUUAUACCUCCCAUUACUGUGACUCUGUGUGUUAAAGCCAUUUUAAGGAUCCUCCUAGGGAUGGCCCUUGUACUAGUAGUGAGAAAUAUAAUGAAAAAGAUCACUAUUCCAUUAGCCUGUAAAAUUUCCAAUGUUCCAUGUGACGAUAUUCGAAAAGCAAGACAGCACAUGGAAGUAGAACUUCCUUAUCGUUAUUUAACCUAUGGAAUUGUUGGCUUCUCUAUCACAUGUUUGAUUCCUUACCUAUUUUCAUGGAUCUCUCUUAAUUGAGAAACAUUGUUAAGAUAAGUAAAAAGGAUAUCAGUUAUUGAUACCUGCAAAUAUAUGCUAGGGAAAAGCCAGAUCAGUUAGGCUUUUGCAGGAAUUUAACUUAAAUAAUUAUUUAAGUAAAUUCUUAAGAGUCAUUGUGCAUUUUACCAUUGCACAUCCAGUUGUUGUUCUAGGUAAGCUGGGCUAUUUCAACACUAGUGAAAGUAAGUGUCCAUUCAGAGUGUUCAUGCCAUGUUUGGGGAGUUUUAGUACUGUUAUGGAUCAAA
This is a messenger RNA of Echinops telfairi (small Madagascar hedgehog), 1685 nucleotides long. RefSeq names its product sphingosine-1-phosphate phosphatase 1 (gene SGPP1). Gene Ontology annotation, molecular function: sphingosine-1-phosphate phosphatase activity. Bases 88 to 1419 code for a protein of 443 amino acids. The transcript has 3 exons. Gene Ontology annotation, cellular component: endoplasmic reticulum membrane. Gene Ontology annotation, biological process: sphingosine metabolic process; phospholipid dephosphorylation. The record is from RefSeq and is a predicted model, not a curated record. Lineage: Eukaryota; Metazoa; Chordata; Mammalia; Afrosoricida; Tenrecidae.